This is a messenger RNA of Brachypodium distachyon (stiff brome), 1052 nucleotides long. RefSeq names its product cyclin-dependent kinase inhibitor 3. Lineage: Eukaryota; Viridiplantae; Streptophyta; Magnoliopsida; Poales; Poaceae. The transcript has 3 exons. The record is from RefSeq and is a predicted model, not a curated record. Gene Ontology annotation, molecular function: cyclin-dependent protein serine/threonine kinase inhibitor activity. Gene Ontology annotation, cellular component: nucleus. The coding region runs from base 171 to 716 and encodes 181 amino acids. Gene Ontology annotation, biological process: negative regulation of cyclin-dependent protein serine/threonine kinase activity.
ACUUUAACUACUACACAGCCUGAGCCAGUGCUGAUGCGUGUGUUAACAACUUAACACCCAGCAGAGGAAAGCGACUGGCUACCUACCUAGGUACUCGGAGUAGUGCUCCACCUUUGCUAGCCGGAUCGAGCUCGAGGAGGAGCUAGCGAGAGCGUAGUAGCUCGUACGUCAUGGGCAAGUGCCUGGGAAAGACCGGCGUGCAGCCGCGGCGCCGGUCUUCGUCGUCUUCUUCGGUCGAGGUUGCCGCGUACCUGACGCUGCGCAGCGGGCGGCGCGUGCCGGCAGCCAGCGGCGGCAGCCCCAGGCGGCGACAUCACCGGCGGGGCGGACGGCGCUGCUGCGGCGAGCCGGGCGGCGCCGCCUCUUCUCCGGCGAGGCAGCGGCGUCGACGCCGGGUUCUUGCUGCAGCUUCGUCGUCGCAGGACGGCAAGGAAGAGGGCGAGGAGAGUACUCCUGGCGUCGUCGUCGUCCCGGACGAAGGCUGCAGCGUCAGGCACGCCACGGCCACGCCCGUCUCCGGCGAGGCGACGAGUACGAAACGCGGCCGCCACGACGCCGCCGUCGCCGCGCCCCCGGCGGAAGUGGAGAUGGAGGCGUUCUUCGCGGCGGCCGAGCUCGCGGAGCGCCGGCGAUUCGCGGAGACGUACAAUUACGACAUCACCCUGGACCGCCCGCUGGAAGGCCGCUUCGAGUGGUCGCCGGCGAAUUCCACUUGAAGCAACAACAGGACCGGUAAACCGGCCGCGGGGGGUGAAGCUGUCAAUUCACAGUCCAUGAGAAAUGGGCUGUGAUCGAAUUAAUUGACUAGUUGACCACUGCACUGCUUCUCUAAUUAAUAACUUGUUGUUAUGAUAAGUAGUCAUUGGCUAAUCACUAGUGCUACCAUCUCUGGUAAAUUAAUCUAUGUAUAGCAAAUUAGCAAUUGAUGGUAGGAAUGAUUGUGAUGAUGAACUAAUUAUUGGAGGAAGCUUAUGAUGAAUGAGCUCCACUUUCUUUGCUAAUUUGAUUUCGCCCGGUAAAUUAAUUUCAGCUCUUCACAAAAAUUAUUUUCA